GUGUGCCUUCGGUCGAUUAUAGUCAGCGGUUUUUCCUAAAAAAUUCUCUUCUUUCGUCCUGUCUCAACGAAGUAAACAGAAAUGGCUAAACGUACAAAAAAGGUGGGGGUUGUUGGAAAAUAUGGAACAAGAUAUGGUGCUUCGUUGAGAAAAAUGAUUAAAAAAAUCGAGGUUUCCCAACACGCGAGAUACACAUGCACAUUUUGUGGAAAAGACACACUAAAAAGAAGAUGUGUUGGUAUAUGGCACUGUAAAGGCUGUAAUAAGACUAUGGCAGGUGGAGCUUGGGUUGUCAGUACCACUGCUGCCGCUACAGUGAGAAGUGCUGUACGUCGUCUUCGUGAAAUAAAGGAAACUUAAAUGAACUUGUUAAUAAAAUCUGAGAAACUAGA
Messenger RNA from Dendronephthya gigantea, 392 nucleotides. Its product is annotated as 60S ribosomal protein L37a-like. Gene Ontology annotation, cellular component: ribosome. Bases 82 to 360 code for a protein of 92 amino acids. The transcript has 4 exons. Lineage: Eukaryota; Metazoa; Cnidaria; Anthozoa; Malacalcyonacea; Nephtheidae. The record is from RefSeq and is a predicted model, not a curated record. Gene Ontology annotation, molecular function: structural constituent of ribosome. Gene Ontology annotation, biological process: translation.